CUGCCUCUAAAAUGAAGAAGUAAUCUAUCAAAUUAGUGAUUUCAGCGCGUAAAAUAAUACGAAAAUAUUUUUAAAGAAUUAAUUAAGUGAUAUUAAAAUGGUCACCGAAAAUGGACGACUGAGCAACAAUAUAGAAGAAUUCACAGAAGAAGAUCCUCUCAGACAAACAGAUGGAAAUGAAGAAGCGAAAGAAAAGCUAACUUUUCGUGACAGAGUUGUACUAGUUUUUAGAAACAUAACUAUAGAACCAUGCUUAUUUAUGUUUAUACUGGCUGCCAUGAUCAUCAUGACAGCCACACAAAAUUUGAACCUAGAAAAAGCCUGCCGAGUAAACCUGAACUUCACAGAAGAGAUAUGUGAUUCCUUAAAGGCUCAGGAUGUUGAGAGUGAGAACGCAUAUGAAAGAGAAACUCAGAAAUUACUGGCAAGAGCGCUUUCCUGGAGAACGUAUUUAGCAGCUACCUUACCUUGUAUAUUCGCGCUUUUUGCCGGCUCAUUUUCCGAUAUAACGGGCCAUCGAAAAUUCUUCAUCAUGAUCACUAGUUUUGGCCAACUUUUGAUUGGUAUCAACAACAUCUUUCAUGUUUACUUCUUCUAUCAGUUGAGGUUGGAGUACUUGGUCUUCUCCGAAGCUAUUAUUGAAGGGUUAAGCGGGGGAUGGUGUCUCUGCUUUUUGACUGCAUUUGCCUUCGUCAGUUCUAUUACUACAGACAAAGAUAGAACUUACAGACUGGGACUUACUAGUUUCAGUAUAACAUUGGCUUUCCCAGUAGGAAUGGGUACAAGUGGAAUUCUCUUGAAGGCUAUUGGAUAUUAUGGAUGUUAUGGGUUAACUAUUGGCAUACAUGUACUUAAUUUGCUGUAUCUUCUCUUCGUGUUGAAGGAUCCUAAAAGAAACAAGGAACAGAAAAAGCACGAUCGUCGAGGUAUUUGCCACUUGAUACGUCAAUUCUUCCAACUAUCAAACGUUAAAGACACAGUUAGUGUGAUUGUUAGAAAAGCUCCUAACAAUAGAAGUAUCCGUCUUUGUGUCCUCUUGGGAGUCGUCAGCUUCCUCUUUGGACCUAUGUACGGUGAAAUAUCAGUAUUAUAUUUGUCUACAAGAUACAGAUUCAAUUGGGAUGAAGUUAAGUUCAGCAUAUUCCAGGCUUACAACUUUAUAACACAUGCAAUAGGUACAAUUUUCUCAAUAAUGGUGCUUAGCAAACAUCUGCAAUUCCACGAUUCCUUGCUUGGUAUUGUCUCAACGCUGAGUAAAGUUGCCGCAUCCUUCGUCUACUGCUUCGCUCCCAAUGAGAAAAUAUUUUACUUAGCACCUCUGGUUGAGAUUCUAAAUGGUACAUCUCUGCUGGCAAUGAGGUCUCUUAUCACGAAGCUAGUAGAACCGAGUGAAUUAGGUAAAGUAAAUUCCCUGGUGGCGUUGGUUGAAAACCUAAUGCCUCUGAUAUACGUGCCACUGUACACAAGAGUGUACAGUGCCACUAUGGAGGUGCUGCCCGGCGCUGUGUUCCUCAUGGGAGCACUCAUGACGAUACCUGCUAUAAUCGUAUUAAUUUGGUUCUACUACGAUCACCGGAGAGAUUUGAGAAAAGCGAAAAAAGUUCCCAUCGAUAAUAGGUUAUAGUUAAUUAGGUUAAUUGUAAAUAAAUAAUUGUAGUACAAAUAUAUUGGGAGAUGAUGUCUCAAAACUUCCAAAUACUCUAAUAUAUUUUUACGUAAUUACACUUUUUAUUAUA
Messenger RNA from Trichoplusia ni (cabbage looper), 1736 nucleotides. RefSeq names its product solute carrier family 46 member 3-like. Gene Ontology annotation, molecular function: transmembrane transporter activity. Bases 98 to 1624 code for a protein of 508 amino acids. The transcript is spliced from 7 exons. Gene Ontology annotation, biological process: transmembrane transport. The record is from RefSeq and is a predicted model, not a curated record. Lineage: Eukaryota; Metazoa; Arthropoda; Insecta; Lepidoptera; Noctuidae. Gene Ontology annotation, cellular component: membrane.